This is a messenger RNA of Colletotrichum orchidophilum, 1566 nucleotides long. Its product is annotated as major facilitator superfamily transporter. Lineage: Eukaryota; Fungi; Ascomycota; Sordariomycetes; Glomerellales; Glomerellaceae. The transcript is spliced from 6 exons. The record is from RefSeq and is a predicted model, not a curated record. Gene Ontology annotation, cellular component: membrane. Bases 1 to 1566 code for a protein of 521 amino acids. Gene Ontology annotation, biological process: transmembrane transport. Gene Ontology annotation, molecular function: transmembrane transporter activity.
AUGAGCAAACCUGAGAUCAUCGAGGCACCCGACGUGAUCGAGGACGUGGCCGACGGCAAGCAGCGAACAAAUUAUGACAAGGUCGACAAUGAGGUUGCCAAAUAUGCUGGGGAGACAAUCGUCGAAAUUGACGCGGCGACUAACAAAAGGCUGAAGAGGAUGAUUGACAAGCGAGUCUUGAGCGUCAUGGUCUUCACCUACUUUAUGCAAUCGCUGGACAAGGGCACAAUGUCGUUUGCAUCCAUCAUGGGCAUCAUCCCCGAUACAGGUCUCGUGGGCCAACAGUACUCCUGGUUGACGACCAUCAUCUACCUCGUCAUUCUCUGCGUCGAGUAUCCGGAAAACUACAUUAUCCAAAAGAUUCCGAUUGCGAAAUGGCUCUCUUUCAACAUCAUCAUGUGGGGAGUGACGCUCAGUCUGCACGCUGCAUGCCACAACUUUGUCGGCCUGGUCAUCGUCCGCGGCUUUCUGGGUGCCUUUGAGGCGGUCUGCCAGCCAUCCUUUGUCCUGCUCACGUCCAUGUGGUAUAAGCGCGAGGAGCAAGCCUCGACUGCCAUCUACUGGUACAUGAUGAAUGGGCUCCAGCAAAUCAUCGGCGGGGUCCUGGCGUUUGGGUUCUCCUUUAUUCCCGCCUCGUCGCCCAUCAGGACUUGGCAAGCGCUGUUCAUGACGUACGGCAUCAUUACCGUCUUCUGGGGCAGCUUCGUCAUGUGGUGGAUGCCCGACUCACCGAUGAAGGCGCACUGCUUCAGCGAAGAGGACAAGAAGCUGAUGGUGGAGCGCGUGCGGUCCAACCGUACCGGGUUGCAGAAUCGCAAAUGGCGCAAGGAGCAGGUCUUUGCCGCUUUCAAGGACCCUCAAGUCUACGGGUUCGCUCUCAUCCAGAUCCUGACCACCCUCCCGUCGGGAGGUCUCGGCGCGUUCGCAAACAUCAUCAUCAAGUCCUUUGGCUACUCCACGUGGGAAACCCAGCUCCUCCAAAGCGUAACGGGUGUCCUGCAAAUCAUCACCAUGCUCACAGCCUCCUGGAUCGACAGACGCUUCAAGCAAACCAUUCUCGCCAUGAUGGCCGCCGUCGUGCCGACCAUCGCCGGCACCGUCGUCCUCCUCACCGUGCCCUUUGAACACAGCAAGAAAGUAGGCCUGCUCCUCGCCUACUACAUCAUGAUCUCCUUUUGGGCCUGCAGCGGCCUGGCCCUGUCGCUCGUCACACGUAACGUGGCCGGGCAGACCAAGAAGGGCGUGGUGAUUACGAGCAACUUUAUCUUUUGGGCCGUGGGCAACUCCAUUGGGCCGCAGGUGUUCCGCGCCCAGGAUGCGCCGAGGUACUUUUUGGCGCUGGCCAUUAUCUUGGGGUGUUUUGUGUUGUUGGAGGUUGUGCUUUUUGCGCUGCGGACGUAUUAUGUUUGGCAGAAUAAGUUGCGCGAUGGCAAGAUUGCGCGGGGGGAGGCUGUUGCCGAUACGACGCAUUCUCACGCGUUUGAGGAUAUGACGGACAAGGCAAGUUGUUAUUCUAGUGAAAAAUUCUCUCGUGCAUCCAUCAUUGCAGUGCUAACAUCAUCAUAG